Molecule: messenger RNA, 6106 nt
Organism: Condylostylus longicornis
Lineage: Eukaryota; Metazoa; Arthropoda; Insecta; Diptera; Dolichopodidae
Exons: 14
Coding region: 222-2816 (864 amino acids)
Biological process (GO): response to cytokine; inflammatory response; cellular response to stress
Cellular component (GO): cytoplasm
Molecular function (GO): DNA binding; DNA-binding transcription factor activity
Source: RefSeq, a predicted model, not a curated record
GAAAAAGGUUUAAUUUUCAAGAAAAAUUAAUUCGUAUAAAAUAUUUGAAUUCAUAAAAUUUAAAUUGAAAAUAAUUUAAAUAAAAAAUAAAAAUUUUAAAAAGUGAAUAAUAAAAACAAAAAUAAUAAGUAAAAUUUUCUAAAUUUUUAUAAAAAAGAAAAAAAAAACAUUUUAUUCUUAAAACUGUUUAAAAAAUCGUACAUUGUGUUUUGAUAGUAAAAAUGGCUGUAGUAAAUAACGAAUUUAUAUUGGAUGAAGAAGAUGUUGAAAUUGAUCAACUACUUACUUUUUCAUCAGAAGAAGGAUCACCACAAGUUUCUGAAUUGCAGACACCACCAAUUUUUUAUAUAUCUAAACAACCUAAAGACUCAACGUUUUUUCACUCAUUAACAAGUUUCCAAAAUAAUGCGAACAUUGAUGAAGUAACAGCAACUGUAGAAUAUUUUGCAAAUGGUUACAAUGAUAAAAAAUUGUUAUUUACAUGUACCCCGUAUGUUCAAAUGAAAAAUUCCUCAAUUAAAGAAAUUCACCCGUGUCGAUUAGUUAAUCUAAAAGAUAAAAAAACAUCUAAAUUGACUUCAAAUUUAAUGGACCCAAUAAAAUUUGUUUCAGAACUUGGAAAUAAAUCUUCAUUCAAUGUUAAAUUUGCGAUUGUGAAACCUGGAAAUCGGUCUAAAGCUUUUAAAAGAGAAAUAAAGUUGUCAAAACCUGAAAAAAAUUACGACUUAAAUAAAGUAUUUUUGAAGUUCGAAGUUAGGGAAUAUAAAAAUGGUGUCGUAGGUGACAUUAUAUGUGAAAUAUUCUCUAAUCCAAUUUCCAAUGAUGCUGGAAAAAGUAUAACUCCAAAAAUUUCAAGUCCAUGCUCGUCUUUUUCAUUUGAUCCGUCAUCACCGUCUGCUUUGUCAUCACUUGAAUAUCAAAUGUCCUCAUCACCAUCAUCAUCAUCGUCAUCUUCACCAGUACAUGAUCAAUCUGAUUUAUUAUUGACAAAUUUGCCUUCCACAAAUGAUUCCGCUUGCAUAUUGGUAAUAACGAGACAACCAGAAGAAACUACAUAUUUUAGAAAUGAAUCUGAAAUAGAUACAGAUAAGCAUGGUCAUAUUAAAGCUAGAGAUGAUAAAAAAGAAUAUCCAACUGUAAAACUUACGGGGUUUUAUUCACAAGAUGAUGUUCUUAUAACUUGUACACCACAAGUAAAAAAUAAGUUAAAUAAUACGUUAAGCAUUCACCCCUAUCGAUUAGUCAGACAAGAUAGAAAACUUUUAUCUGAUGAUGGAGUUAUGGAUCCAUAUGUCUGUAUAGCUGAAUUCAGCAAAAAUUAUACAGUUGAAAUUAAAGCUACAUUUUUGAUACCCGGAAAAGAUUCUCAUUAUUUAAGAAACGGCGUAAACAUUACUAAAAGAAUGAGAAAUAUUUAUGAAUUAAAUGAAGUAAUAUUAUGCUUCGAAGCAUUUGAAUUGAAAGAUGAUCCUAAUGGUAAAGGCAAAUUAAAAGGAGAACGAAUUGCAAAAGUAUAUUCUGAUGUAAUUGGAAAUCAAAGAAAUUCUGAUACCAAUAAAUUGGAAAUAAAAGAUUUUCCAAGAAAUGAAGGAAAUAUAAAAGGUGGAACUGUAGCUUGGAUAAAAUGUUCACCAGUAAAACCAGAUGCCAUUAAAGUUCGUUUUUCGCUUGGAGAAAAAAAAAGCUAUGCUCAUAUUGAAGCAGCUGACAAACAUUUAAUUAUUAUUCGUACACCACCUUUUUGGGACAAAGAUGUUGCACUCCCAGUUACAGUGAACGUACAACUGGAACGGGGUAACGUUCUAAGUGAUGCAGUUGAAUUUAAAUAUGUAACAAAAGCAAGGAAAUCUUUAAAAAGAAGUGCAAAAGAAUCAGAUAGUGGUAAUCUAUCUGAUAGUGAUGAAAAUGAGGGUCGGCAAAAUAUGAAAGUAAGAAAAAUUUCAAGUAAAAGAAAUACAAAACUUUCCAAAAAAGUUGAAAAAACUUCAGUCGAGUAUAGAUCUGAUUCUAGUAAUGAAAACGGUGUUCAAUGCAAAACAGUAGAUAGUCAAAAUGUUGUUACACAUUUUGAAAUGCUUGAAACCAAUGUUUCCAACACAGAUUAUCAGCACGUCAGCAAUCAAGAAAAUGUACACGCUUCAAAUGUUUUACACGAAUCUUCUGUUCAAUGUGAAACAGUAUAUAUUCAAAAUGGUGCUACUGAUUUUCAAAGGCUUGAAACCAAUGUUUCCAACACGGAGUAUCAACAUGUCAAUAAUCAGGAAAGCGAGCACAUUUCAGAAAUUACAUGCAAUAUUAGUCAACCAAUGUUGAAAUCCCCGUCAAAUGAAUUUAGUGAUAUAUUAGACAAGAUGAUGGUUGAUUCAAACUUUGAAUUAAAUGCUGAGCCACUAAGUAAUUGGAAUGAAAAUGGAUUUGAAUCCUGGAAUUGGUGGCAGGCAAAUGGCGAUGAAGAUAUUGAUACCUAUAUAAAUUCAUUUGGUUCAUUAGAAUUUUACUCACAAAGAAAUAGCUAUCUUUCGAUUAUAAAAAUUUUUUUUUUCAAUAUAAUUGAAUUUGCCAUAGAGAUUUUGGAAUCACAAUUUCAAAAAUUCAAGUCUCGUAUUUUUACCUAUUUGGGGUACAGUGACACAUCUGUUGAAGAUAUCAAAUUUUAUAAUGAUGAGGCGCCAGAAGUUAAUAUCAACGAUAUCAUAGAGGAUAAUAUCAAUAAAACUAUUGAAGCAGUAAACAACGAAAAUACUCAAAAAGGAACUUCAUAUUUUAAAUAUUUUUUUGAGAAAAUCAUGAAGUUAGAUAACAAUAAGUGGUUUUAAAAGCAAUUUCUUUUAAAUUACAAGUAUACAUAUGUAUAUUAUGUUCCAUAUAGUUGAAAUAAUGAUUACGGCUUAUAUUUUUUAUUAAAUUGAAUAUUUUUCAAACAUUGUAAAUAAUUUAUACUAGCUCAACGUCAUUUAAAUUCUUGCGGCUUAUAAGUUGCAUUAAAACAUAAUCUGAAAUGUUCAUUACCGAAGCCACAUUUUCAAAAAACUGAAAAUAUUAAUAAUUUGUUUUAAAAAAUGCAGUUAAUUUUUAGCGUAAUUACGAGAAAAUUUUUUUUCAAUUUAUUUACAGUAACAGAAAAAUAAUAAUAUUAAUUCUAAUUAUUUAAAUUCGAUCAGUGAAACGGAGUAAUAGAAAGAAAAAGAAAACACACCAUCCUGAAUUUUAUAAAACAAAACCUGAAACUUGGAACUGGCGCCUCGCACCAAUAGAGGUGUAUGGGACUGUUGCUCCAGCCAAGGAGAACAUCAACUAUGUUUUGAUGACGGAAUAGCGAAUGCAUAAAAAUAUUGAAAUAUUAAAAAUUAAUAUUUACUUUCACUAAACAAAUUUAUCCAGAUAGGAUUUUUAUACUUAUACAACAAGAUGACGCCAGUAUGACAAUAUGGCAAAGAAGACAAACAAAUGGUUGAAAUUAAAUAAUGUUAGGGCAUACGAAUAAUCAACAUUCACCCCAAAUCUUAACAUUAUCGAAAAUUUAUGAGAAAAAUAAAGAAAACAAUAUUAGAUGCUAGUCUUCAAGUAAAACCUGUUUUGAAGAAAUGUGGCGUAAAAUUAAGCUGGCAGAAAAUUUGCAUGAAAUAACUUUGGAGUACGCCUAAGAUAAUUACAAUUCAAUGUAAACACGAAAACAAAGCAUCAUUAAGGUGAAAGGAAGUAUAACAUUAAACUAGAAUUAUUUUUGCUUUUCUGUUACUGUAAAUAAGUUUGAAAAAGAUUUCGUUGUAAUUACAUACGCUGAAAAUUAACUGCAUUUUUUGAAACAAAUUAUUAACAUUUUUUGUUUUUUGAUAAUGUGACCAUGCUAAGGAAUGUUUCAGUUCAUGUUUUUAUUUUAAUUUAUAAGUCAGACGGAAUUUGGAGUAUGAUGCUAGUUUGUAAGCAUACUUUUGGAAAUGACUGGCCGUAUAGUUGUUUCAUGUUAAUUAAUAAGCUAAUCGUAGUAAUCAAAUUGGUUUAAAGUAAUUGGAAAAUAUUGAAUGUAUGACAUUUGAAAUUCGUAUCAUUAUCGAACUCAGUUGUAUGGUAAAUUAAGGAUAUGAUAAUAUUUUAGGAUAAAUGUAUAUUAAUAACUUAUUCAAAGUAGUACCUGCGUUUAGUAUAACAAUUUCAUAUAAGCAAAAUGUAAGUCCGAAUGUAACAUGUAUCAACAGAAACUAUUUUUAUAUUUUCUGUUAUUUAAUUUUUAACUCUAAAGAAUACUUGUAAAUUUUAUAAGCAAAUAACUAGAUAAAAUGAUAGCUUGAGAUGAAAUUUUUUUUAGAUUUUGAGACUUACUAUUUAAUGGAACUGACAUAUUUAUUUUCAUUGACACAAUUAAUAAAGUUACAUUAUUAACGCUAGUAUUUGCUUGACUACUUCCAGUUUAAGAACUUUUAAUUUAAUGUUUACUUUUGCGUUCAUUUCAAUUUAUUAUAAUAUGUUGCAUGUAACACAAUUUAACAACAUCAAAUAUUAAAUUUUUUUAACUUUUAGUCAAUAUAAUUUUAUCUGUGAUAUUUGGUUUAUAGCUCUUAUCGUUUUAUAAACGUAACAUAAACAGAAAAAUUUUUAAUGUAGUGAAAUUUCUGCAUUAUAUAUAGAAAACAAUGUGCAAUGUACAAAACCAGUUAGUAUAAAAAUUCCCCAAAAAUCUUAUUUUUUUUUGUUACUCAUUAUAUGUUGAUAGUAGUACAAAAAAUCUUUUACUAGAUAUAGGAACUCGAAUUACAUACUAUGUAUGUGUAGUACAUUGGUAAAAGUAAAUAAGUAUACAUAUAAUAUUUUAUAUAAUAUUAUAUAAAAAUUGAGUAAUUAUAAAAUCGAUGUUGGUACUACUUUAUUUGCGUUCUAAUUAAGUUGUAAAACAUUCUCUACAAUAUACGAACUCCUAUAAUAAAAGAUGUUACGAAUAGUAUAUUUUAUAUUGGUAUAUAGAGUUUCACUGUUUUAUAUCUAAAUUAAACGUGAAAUAUUUAAAAUUUAAAUUUAUAAGUUAGUUUUUAUUCUUGUUAAACAGUAUUUUCGUACAAAUUAAUGUUAAAUUUAGAAAUUAUUCUCAACUGCUAGAGCGUAGCUUAAACUCUUAUAAUAUUUUCUUAAAUUGAAUGUGAGCAGUAUUAGUUUGAGAUAAUGAUUACGUUCUGUUGAAUAAUGUAUAACACUUUACAUUGUGAACUAUUCUAAAACAUUUUAGUAUGAAACGAAUAAAAUAUUUUGCCUACUUUUAGGAGAGCACUAAAAUGUUUAUUUGAACGUAAAAUAAUUCAUUUUCAUACAAAUUAUAGAUUUUCAUAUUUAUACCAUUCUAUGUAUAGUAGUAAAGUAGGAUUUGAAUGUAUGAAUAAUUAAAUAUAAUGAACUAUAUAAUGCUAAAUUCAAGUAAUAGUUGCAAAAACAAAAAAUUAUAUCGUAAUUUUACCGUAUGUUUUAUAUACACAAGUUUAUAUUAUCUCAAGUUUGUUUUAAUAAUUAAAUACAAAGUUUAUUAUUUAGUCAAAUUAUUUACGCUUACCAAUACUUUAAGUUCUUACUCAAAAGAAAUUCAUUUUACUAAGUGUCGUAGUAGAUGUUUCAUAAUUUUAUUUUGUUACUGCUCAGAUGCAAUAAAUUUAGUAUAUUUCAUACUAUGUUUCAUUACGUGCAUAUUAAUGGAAUCAAAUGUUACCGUCCUUUUUUCAUUAUAAAUGCUCUAUAAAAUUCGUUAAGCCUUGGCAGUUUAUAAAUCUUUGAUAGAGAGAAUAAUAUUUGUAAAAAUAUCAACAACUUUAAAACGUGUUCAAUUAUACUUAUAAAAUAUUUUUUACAAUUGAUGUCAAGUAUUUUGUAUUGAUUUAAUUUUAGUAUAUUCCCGAAAAAACGGGAAAAGUGUUCUUAAUUUUAUAUGUAAAUUUAGAAUAAGGAGUAAUAAAUAGUAUUUCGAUAAUGUAUAUAGAGAAUGUAAGAUGUUUUAAAAAAAGUUUUAAUUCAGAUACCACUAACUUGAUUAAAAUUUUGUGAUAUUAUAUAAUUGUUAAAAUAAAAUGAAUGUUUAAUUUAUUAAGUUUUGUUAUUCAAAAUAUACAGAAUUAUAUUUAUUCCUGUA